Molecule: messenger RNA, 1366 nt
Organism: Anopheles nili
Lineage: Eukaryota; Metazoa; Arthropoda; Insecta; Diptera; Culicidae
Product: proton-coupled amino acid transporter-like protein pathetic
Exons: 7
Coding region: 1-1335 (444 amino acids)
Biological process (GO): amino acid transmembrane transport
Cellular component (GO): vacuolar membrane
Molecular function (GO): amino acid transmembrane transporter activity
Source: RefSeq, a predicted model, not a curated record
AUGGAGAAAAACCCCCCACCAGAGGGUGUCGAGUUGCUGCCAGUGAAAUCAGACGAAAGCCAAAUCGCACCAAGCCAUUACGACCCCUACCGGCACCGGGAUGUGGCAAAUCCAACGUCCACGUUGGGCACGUUCGUGCACGUCAUGAAGUCGGCCCUUGGCAUUGGCAUCCUGUCCGUACCGUACGCGUUCAAGCACGGUGGUCUCGUAUUCGGCGUUCUCGGGUCGUUCUUCUUCGCGAUGCUCUGCUCACACAGCGCACACAUUUUGGUCAACACAUCGUACAAGAUCUGCAAGAAGGAACGCAUCCCGGUGCUCGGGUUCGCUGAGACGGUGGAGAAAGCAUGUGCCAGUGGACCGGCCAGUGUCCGCGCGCUUGGAACCGCGUUACGGAACAUCAUCGAUUGGUACCUGAUGCUGACGACGGUCGUCGUUUUCAUCGUGUUCGUCGGGACGACACUUCGCGAGGUGGUCAACUACCGCACCGGGUGGGAUUGGAGCGAGCGGUCGUACAUCCUGCUCGUUGGCGUGCCGGUCCUGUUCAUCACGCAGAUACGCGAGAUCAAGUAUCUGGUGCCGUUUUCGGCCAUCGCCGGGUUGCUCAUCCUCGCGAACAUCGUCAUCUCGCUGAUCUUCAUCUUUCAGGAGCCGCUCGUGCUGGAAAACCGGCGCCUUUUCCCGACCGCCACGACCGUUGCACCGUACAUGGGCAUCGUGUACUUCGCACUGGACGCGACGUGCCUCAUAUUCCCGCUCGAAAAUCAGAUGCGCCACCCGCAGCAUUACCUCGGGUGUCCUGGCAUCGUCAACCUAAACUACGUGUGUCUGGCCGUGCUGUACAGCUUCUUCGGUGCUGUGGGCUACAUCCGGUACGGUGAUGAUGUCGCCAGUUCCAUCAUACUCAACUUCCCCGCGGAAAACGUACUGGUCUCGUGCAUCCAAGUGCUAUCCGCCGUAGCGGUGCUGUUCUCCAUUGGGUUGAUUUUUUACGUUCCCACCGAAAUCGCGUGGAAGAAGCUGCAGCCCCGGGUGCCGAAAGGCCGUACCGGGCUCGCCCAAAGCGCCCUGCGGUUGUCGAUGCUGGCGCUUAAUAUUGCGGCCGCCUGCGGUAUCCCCCAUCUCGGGACGUUCAUGGGACUGCUCGGGGCGGUGCUGAAUCCCAUCCUAGCGCUCUGGAUUCCGCUCAUCGUUGACACCGUGUACCGGUGGCCGGGUGACUUCGGUUGGCUGCGGUGGCGGUUGGUGAAAAACGCCACCCUGGGGUGCUUCGGGUUGUUCCUGCUCGUCACCGGUACCAUCUCGAGCGCGAACAACAUCAUCGAAUUGUACAAGUGAACGAUUGCACAUGCAAUACAAGCUGAUUGAU